CAGGAAAUAAACAAGAGGGCAUAGUAUAAAUGCCCUAUUAACUACUGCUUCUGAAACCCAGGAAAAUUACCUUGAUUAGUUCUUUAUUCAUUCCUCUCAAUUCCAAAGGCUUACAGGCUGUUAAAUUGUUCUGAAAGUGACAAGAGAAGAUGGCUGAGAUUGCAGUAUCCUUUCUCCUUGAAACGCUAGCUUCUUUCCUGCAAAAUGAGGUCCAGAGUUUGAAGAAUGAGUUCCAACUUCCGCAAAUGAUUUCAGAAGAGAUUGAGAGCAUCAUGGAUGACUUGCAGAUAAUGAAAGCAUCCGUGAGAGCUGUGGAGCUUGUGGAAGAGAACGAUCACGAGCUCAAAGAAUGGGUCAGGCAAGUCAGAGAGAUCGCCCAUGACACUGAAGAUGUCAUUGACGAAUUCAGGCUCCAAGCUCCUGCUCCAAACGAGUGCCCAAUUUGUGCUUUCUUUUGUAACCUCUGCGGCAGCAUCAAGGAACUUGAAGGUCGCCAUCAGAUCGUUGUUGAAUUACAGAAAAUCAGAGCCAGAAUCACAAGAAUAUCAACUUGGCAUCCGAAUCACCAUGGCAACCUCAGUACAUCCAUGCAAGGCUCAAGCUCUAGUACUGCAGGCGAUGCCCUUCUUCUAGACCGCACUUAUUUGGUGGGCAUUGAUGAGCCAAAGGAGCAAUUAAUCGGGUGGCUUGCUGGGGGCAAUUCUAAACGGAAGGUGAUUUCUAUAGUUGGAAUGGGAGGGUCGGGAAAAACCACACUGGCAAAGCAAGUAUAUGAUGAUGUCCGCGUCAAGAAGCAUUUCAAAGUACGUGCCUUCAUUACCAUUUCCCAACCAUGGAGGAAGGAGGAGUUCCCAAGAAGCAUUGUUCAGCAACUCUUUAGACCAGUUCCGGAAGGGAUUGACACUAUGAGCUAUGAUCAGCUCAGAGAAGUAAUUAAAUCCUUCUUGAAAAAUAAUAGCAUGCUGAAAGCGCUUGAAUUCUUUGAGAUGGAGGAGCUGAUCAACACCCUCCGUCCCGGAGUAGAUGGUGGAGAUUACUGGAGGGUUGCACGGAUUCCGGAGGUGUAUUUCACCUAUUGUAGGAAUGGAGAAUGGGAGGUGUAUUCCUUGGAGAGUUCCGGGGAUAUGGUGCUCAGUGAACGGGAAAAUGGGGAGUCUCAUGGGGAGGGCAUAGUGAAGAAAUGAAGAAUAAUGGGAAAAUACCUUUAUGGUACACUUCCUUUAUUUUUCUUCCUCGUUUAGUGAAGUAUAUAUUUUAAAUUUUUUAUAAAUGUAAAUACUCUAAUGGUAUUUAUUAUAAGUAUUAUGAAUGUUGAAAAUGUUUAUAAUAUUUUUUAAUGUAACAUUUAAAAUAAAUUUUUUUAUUAAUA
This is a messenger RNA of Rubroshorea leprosula, 1369 nucleotides long. The record is from the annotation of a GenBank genome assembly. Lineage: Eukaryota; Viridiplantae; Streptophyta; Magnoliopsida; Malvales; Dipterocarpaceae.